AAUUUGCCUAAAUGGAGAAUGUCGACGACACCAACGAUGGAUUCGGAGGCGGAUGGGACGGUUCAGCCCUUUUAUGCGAGCUCAGAACCAAGCACCGUUUAAUCCAAAAACCCUCGCAGCAACCGGGACGACCGAAACCCGCCGAGACAGCGAGGGUUUAGGGUUUAGAGUUUUGCGGCCCACCUGUAGGCGGUAACAUGCGGCUUCCGAGGGGUAGAGACGGCGGCCGCGGCGGUAGAGGUGGCAGGUUUGGCCGCCGGUUUGGCGGCGGCGGCGGCGGCGGAGGCCGUGGUGGCUUUCGUGACGAAGGUCCUCCAGCUGAAGUCGUAGAGGUUUCUUCGUUCCUUCAUUCUUGUGAGGGAGAUGCUGUCACGAAGCUUACAAAUGAGAAGAUACCUUAUUUCAAUGCGCCGAUAUAUCUGCAGAACAAGACCCAGAUCGGGAAGGUGGAUGAAAUGUUUGGGCCCAUCAAUGAAUCUUACUUUUCGAUUAAGAUGAUGGGCGGCAUCAUAGCCUCUUCAUAUUCUCUUGGAGACAAGUUUUAUAUUGAUCCCGCCAAGCUUUUGCCACUAUCCCGUUUCCUACCACAGCCAAACAGGGGCCAACCACAAGCAACAACAAGAGGUGGAGGGCGUGGGGGAAGAGGUGGCCGUGGAGGUGGACGAGGUGGAGGUUUCCGUGGCAGAGGUGGCCCAAGGGGUGGCCGCGGUGGUCCUCCAAGAGGUGGGCGUGGUGGUGGCUUCAGGGGCCGAGGAAGAUCAUAAUGCAAAAUGCAUGCUUUAUAAUCAGCUUACCUACAUAGGCCUUUUUUGCGAUCAAGCUCAGAGGAAUCUGCUUAAGGUCAGAAAAGUUGCAAGAAAGCUAGUUUGGCUUUUAAGGUAUGAAUUCAAAAGUUGUAUUCUUGAGUACAUUGAAUAUUUUGGACCAAUUGCUAUGACAUGUUACGGAUUUGCAGGGGACACCGAUUAUUGAAGUUUUUGUUAGCAUAUUUGUGAUAGCCCAAAACCUAGUCCAAGCCCAAGCCCAAUCUCAGCCCACCAAAAUGAGAAAAAAAAAAAAAA
Molecule: messenger RNA, 1061 nt
Organism: Elaeis guineensis (African oil palm)
Lineage: Eukaryota; Viridiplantae; Streptophyta; Magnoliopsida; Arecales; Arecaceae
Product: putative H/ACA ribonucleoprotein complex subunit 1-like protein 1
Biological process (GO): ribosome biogenesis; snoRNA guided rRNA pseudouridine synthesis
Cellular component (GO): box H/ACA snoRNP complex
Molecular function (GO): box H/ACA snoRNA binding
Source: RefSeq, a predicted model, not a curated record